Molecule: messenger RNA, 2666 nt
Organism: Gilbertella persicaria
Lineage: Eukaryota; Fungi; Mucoromycota; Mucoromycetes; Mucorales; Choanephoraceae
Product: fungal-specific transcription factor domain-containing protein
Exons: 4
Coding region: 176-2563 (795 amino acids)
Biological process (GO): regulation of DNA-templated transcription; DNA-templated transcription
Molecular function (GO): DNA-binding transcription factor activity, RNA polymerase II-specific; zinc ion binding; DNA binding
Source: RefSeq, a predicted model, not a curated record
UUUUUGGGUAUACAGUGAUUUUCGUUGUAAUUUUUUUUCGUUCUCUCUUUUCUCUCUUCUUUUUCUUUUAAACAGUGCUUUCUUUCCUUUAGAACCAAUAAUUUACAAGGGACAAAUAGAAAGAGACCAAACAAAAAAAGAAGGAGUUGAGUGCAGGCCAUUGAACAAUGCUAGAAUGGACGACUCAUCGCCACCCACGCCAGAAUUGCCGGAACUUAAGAACCGCUUGUCCUCUAAUAGUGGAAUUAAACGAAACAAAGUAAGCCGAGCAUGCGACGAGUGUAGAAAGAGAAAGGUACGAUGUGAUGGAGCUCAGCCUUGCGCGCGGUGUCAAAGAUCACCUACAGAAUGUAUAUUUUCAAAUGUCACACCAAAAAGGGGUCCACCUAAACAAUACUUGGAGCCGUUCGAAAACAGACUGAAAGCAAUUGACACUGUAUUACAUGUACUCGAAUCCUCAUCCCAAGAAACAAUCCCUAUAGAAAAUAAAAACAAUUGGAAAAAGACAGAUCCUGUCAUUGGAACAAACAUACAUUUGGAUGUCACCUGCUUUGGGCAGGCACUCUAUAUACCUGAUUUUCCUGCUCGUAUUGAUCGCUUAGAACCAAUACAGAAUUUUGCAUUGGACUCUGAGCCACCACCACCACCUGGCUUGCCUGACCAAAAUACAAUAAGAUUUGAUCUUGUGCGAUUGUAUUUUGACCAUAUUCAUCCAUCCAUGCCGUUUUUGUCCAGAUCAUUGUUUACUCAACCUCAGCCACCUACAUUACUCUUACAUGCCAUUUAUGCAGUCGCGUCAAAAUUCGUACAACAAGACAGCAGUGAUCCUCCAGGCUGGUCAUUCUACAAAACAGCGCUUAGCCUGAUCGAUGCAUAUGCUGAUAUGCCACGAUUGUCAACUGUCCAAGCCCUUGUGCUGUUGUGUAAAUACCAUGAACAUGUCCAUCGUCCAGGCUUUCUUUAUCGAACUAAAUUCUUUAUACAAAUGGCUAUGCGAAUGGCGAAUGAUUUGGGCCUAUCAAGAAAGAUUCCAGAUAUAUGCCAUGUACAAGAGGAGGCAAGAAUACGCACUUUUUGGGUUAUGCAAACAUACAGUACCUUGAUAAGCAUUGAGCAAGGGCUGGAACUACCGACUCAAGAAUGCACGGUCGGUUACCCGCACGUCCUCUCAGACGAAUCUGGCAGCAGUGAUGCCAAUGCUGUCCUCUAUUUCUAUUGGCUCUGCAAGGUGAUACAUGUACAGCUCGCUGUCAUUCAAUUCAUGAAAAAGUUCAAAGAUCAUGUCAGUGGCAAUGACAUGGAACAAUUUAUUGAAUUAGAGAAUACCCUUAUAGGCUUAGGGACAAACAUACCUCAUACAAUAGAUGGUGAUGUGCGCGUCUCUUUUGUUCACUUAAUAUACCAUUUGACUGUAAUUUUGUUGUUUAGACCUUAUGCCCUUACAAACACGAUAGAUCAACGCCAACAAAGGGCCAUUUCACAUUGUUCAACAUCUGCUUCUACUGUAGCAAACAUAAUAGACAAUGCUGUCAAUACGCAUGGAAAAAAUGCUUUCUCUACCUUGAUAAGAAGCAAUCAACAAGUCAUUUAUUGUUUGACAACUGCUGCUACUAUGUUACAUGCACUCAAGGAUCCAAGCGAAGCCUAUGAAAGAAUUUGUUCCAUGUUACAAAUCAUGACAAGUAAAUCCCCUGUCACUGAAUUAGAAACAACCCCGGUGAGUGCAGAUGUAGAAAGGCCUGAUCUUCAUAUUGUCUCACCAUCCAACACUUCUUCAACACGAUCCUCGCCAUUGAUACCGUCACUUUCUCCUCAUAGCCCUACACCUACUAUCAGAAAAAGACACUCAAGAUCGUCCCUUCAAUUUCCGGUAUCAGACAUGCCUUAUGGUAAUGAGGUUCACCGUAGAAGGCAUUCAGGUAGAUCUCCUUACGCUGCCAAUCGACUCUCUGCCCCUGCUCUAGGCUCUAUGUAUCAAACUUACUUUUAUCAACAGCAACAACAGCAACAAUUACAGCAGUUGCAGCAACUUCAAAGUUAUUCUCAGCCAUCUUCGCCCAUUAUUAGUCAAUUUGGUACAAAUGAUUACACUACAUUUCCUACGACGCCACACCGUACAGCCUCAUUGUCAAGAAAGACAGGUUUGCGACGUAGUGCUUCUUCUACAGGCGACUUUAUGAUCCCUCCUCAAAGGCCACGAGCACCCUCACGUCCUUAUAUGAACCCUCGUCGCCAUACAUUGACAAAUGCAACACCUCCCGACUUAUCCAAUGAAAUUGCUUCUUCUCCCUCCGUUGACACAACACGCAAUCUAUAUGCAAUGGCAGUCCGAAACAAUCAAUUCAAUACCCAACCUUAUAUGAUACCAAUCACAAGCCACCAUCAACAUCAGCAAAUGCAACAGCAACAGCAGCAACACCAACAAUUAUUACAGCAGCAGCAGCUACAACAAACCUUAAUGCUAGAUCCUGCUUCUUUUCCUAUGGAUCCUGUAAUUCCUGACUCCCCCAAUGAUUCUAUGAUGAAUUUGUUACUUAAUCCUUGGGAUUUUUCAUCACAAUAAGUAACAAAAAAAAAAGAAGAAAAAAGAAAGCCUUUAUAUGAUAUAUGUUAUGAUAGAACUUACCAUUCAAUAAAAAAAAAAGAAAAAAUAAGCAUAAACAGAG